This is a messenger RNA of Sclerotinia sclerotiorum 1980 UF-70, 273 nucleotides long. RefSeq lists its product as hypothetical. The transcript is spliced from 2 exons. The record is from RefSeq and is a predicted model, not a curated record. Lineage: Eukaryota; Fungi; Ascomycota; Leotiomycetes; Helotiales; Sclerotiniaceae. Bases 1 to 273 code for a protein of 90 amino acids.
AUGCUGUACGCUACUCCUCCCAGAACAGAGCCAACCGUAAACAGAAGGAGGGAAAAUAAUAGCAGUGGUCUGCGUCCGAAUACAUGUGAUAGGGUUAUGAAUACAGGCUACCAGACGGUAGAAGUAAAGAGGAAGGAUGUACCGGCCCAGAAAGCCUCAAUUGCAUUUCCAUUAAGAACCUCAGAUAUUGUCUACACAAAUGCGGUUGGAAAUGUUAGAGAGGUACAUGCAGCGAUAUAUCUCUUCCCUGGCUUGGAUGCUACCACCGGUUGA